CAAAAAUCUACUGGAGAUGUCUUUCUGUGUCCACGCUCAGACCAGAGGUCUUGGUCAGUUUUUCGAUGUUGAUAAAUGAGUUUUCAGAUGUUCUUCAACCUCUAGUACCUUUAUUCCGUUUUCUUUUCCGUAUUUGAUCAGAACGUAGGUGGAAAAAUCAUUAGCAAGGCAAAUUGUACAAGAACGAGGGCGUGUAAAAAUGCUUCUUCUUUACUUCAAACGAAAAGUGUUCACGAUGAAAGAGUGAGAUUGAGCAAUGACUUGUAGAGAGCAGAGCGCGUUAUGAGGAGGACGAGGACGAGAGGUGGAGUGUCGGAUGUCAUUUUCAUGCUGUGCUGGUGUUCCCAGACGAAAAAGAAAAACUCGAUUUAUGACGCUGUUUUGUUGAUUCUCAAUCACCUUCGAAUCGGUCUCAUUCAUGCCUCAUCUGAAAUCGUGUGCCAGCAUCAGUCAAGAGAAGCAGGAAAGUGUCUGACUAGAUUCGAUUUCCGAAUCGUACAUUUUGAAAACGAACCCCAACUUUGACUUUCUCCCAUAGAAAUAUCUAUCCCAACACAGUGGAUAAACUUAAAAAGGAAGCGCUAACAAAUUAAUAGAAUAUUAUUAGUAGCGAUUAGAAGUUCAAGCGUAAGCGUUCUCACACGUUGUGCAAGGUAGUUUGAAUUGACCGUAUUUUGAUCUGUGGUUUUUGCAAACAGUCCACCUCUACUCAGUCCUAGUAAAAAUAUUACUGCUCGUGCAUCAGAAAGCUACUUGUUGCAUUUCAUCCAAGAGGACAAAAAUAGCGUACAGAUCUACCUGCUUCUAUCUUUAAUACAGGUCUUUCCCCAGUCCAAAAAAAAAAGUUUCCCAAAAAAACCGAAAAAAUGUCCAUCCCCAGUAUCCCUGGUGGCCAUUCGGGGCCAAAAACGCCGAAAUUGUGUGUGCAUUUGGCCGAUGUCGAAGACUUGGAUGAGGACCCAACAUCUUUCGCAGUUGCUAUGGAUGGAUCACUUGGUGCUAGAGCUUGUCUGGAUCUCGCUUACAAGUUCUUUUUUCAGAAGAAAGCGGCAUCGACCGUUGAGGUGAUUCACAUCUACGAUCCAACAGUACAAGACGGGUUGAUGCGCGGAUACAAAAAAGACGUGAUCGAGUCGGAUGUGAGGGCGUAACUAAUAUUUAAUGCCACUAAAAAAGAGUUAGUAGAGUUUUUGCUGAUUUUGCCUUGAUAUUUCUUCGAUUUAUUAAUUUUGAUGAUGUUCAUGCAUGAUAGAUUUUGAUUUUGUUGAUGUAGUACUGGUAAUUAUAACGGAUCGGGAUCAUCAUGACCUUGAUUCAUUCAUUUUCAUCGCAGUGAAAAGCAUCCGACUCCUCUUCAUUUCUCACUCCAAAACAAACAUCAGUCUCGACAUCUCCCACGGAAAGCGAUUCACCCUGACCGUUGUCCCCAAGAACGGCAGCGAGGUUGAGGGAAAGACCCUGUGCAAAUGGACCUACGACAAGGAAGAGCAAGGUCACUGCAUUGAUUUUAUGCUGAUGGGUUUCAAGGGCAGCAAGAACGCAAGCGAGGAAGCACUCUUAGCAUCUGACGUGUCAUACUGUCUGGCGUAUUCGAGAUGCAGCAUGAUCGUUUUGAGGGAUUGGACUAUGCCAGAGAGCGGACUUUUGCAUUACCUGGUGCCAGUGGACUUGAGUCAGUGGUAAUUAACUACAUCUACAACUACCAACUGCCUUUUUUGUUUUUGAGUGAGUGUUUUUCUUGCAUUGGUUUCUUAUUCAUGGUGACAUGCAACAUACCCAAGACCAAGUUGAUUAUUGCCUCCGUAGUCAACAUAGUGGUACCUAGUACUGGAACUGGAAUUCACAUGUCUUCUUCUUCAAGAAUGCCAACAUACCCCUUGACUUUCAAAAAUAUGCUCUCCUGCUCUACAUUUCAACCCACACAGGUCCGAGAAAGCUCUCUACGACGCCUUACUUCUCUCGAAUCCUGGAGACAAAAUCACUGUCCUCCGAGUCAGUUUCGAGUCUCAGGAGACUGAGGGCAGACACAAGGAAUACUAUCAGAAGCUGAUAGACCGCAUAAGUAAGAAGUUCGGCAAGCCACGAGACAUCCAAUUGCAAGUGGUCACGUCUGCCGGAAAAGGCGUCUCCAACUGCAUCUUGGACUACGCGGAUGAUAGCAAUGUACUUUAUAUGUUCUUGAACGAUUCUUUGCUGUUCUUGUAGAUUAUAGUUCUUCAACAACGUAGUUUUGAAAUCUGGUGUUAUCUUUUUAGACUGUGACUGUAGUUUCAAGAUUAUAGUUCCUCAACAACGUAGUUUUGAAAUCUGGUGUUAUCUUUUUAGACUGUAGUUUGUUCAAGAUCGACGUCCUGAAGCGGAACUAAAACUACCUCAAUUUUUCUUCUCAUGCACCCAUUCCCAUCAAACCAGGUCGACUUUAUCUGCAUGGGCACUGACGUGAAACGACUGCAGUCUCAGAAGUCCUAUCUCGGAUCCGUCUCUGGCUCCGUCCUCCUCAGCGGCAGAUAUCCUAUGGUAAUCGCGCGAUAUGAUGCGGAAUUUGAGUCCGUCGUCAGCUCCAACUCGAAGCCCUUCAUCGAGGGUCUGCCGCAGAGCCUGGACAUCAAGAUUUUUGGAAACAAGUGAACAAUAUAGCAGCUGUAGAAGAAACUUUCUUAGAAGAGACUUUCUUGGAAGAGACUUUCUUAGAAGUCGUGUACGACGAUGAAGAAGAACGAUACGCAUUCUUAUUUUGAAAUUCAGAAUGAUGGAUUUGAUGUCUGGAAACAAAGGAUUAUUGGAAAUUAGUUGUUCGUAGGUAGACAUCUCAAUUACUCAGAACUAUACCGUACUUACUACCAUUAUUAUUAUUAUAUGUGGUACUUACUACCAUGUCAAAGCCGAUACGGAUCGGCAAAUGUAAAAUUUUGCAUACAAUCGAAAACCCAAGCGAAAAAUAGUUCCCAUUUCUCGAGAGGCCGUAUCCCGGUAUUUUUAAAGAACCAGCAAUAAAUUACUAGUCCAAAUUGAGAAACAAAAGAACUAUCAAAAAUGAUGAUGUUGUUGAAAACCUUGAUGUUUUGUCGUGUGAUGACUAUGUUGACUAAUGACCAAGUUCUAGUUCAAGGAUCUAGUUUUUUUUCAUCUAUUCCUUUGACCUGGACCUUGACGUUGACAACAAAGAAGAGGUUAUGAAAAUCCGAUUGUGUUUAUCUUUAUGUAACCAAAGCAAAACCACAGUUAAAGACGAUUGAAAAUAGCAAGCUAAACAGCGCAACCAGUCCGAAAGCAAGCGGAAGCAGUAGUAAGUAUGAUGAGAAAUUAAAAGAAAUCUAAAAUGAAGAGCCUAGCUCGUAGGAUGAAUUUACCAUGAACUAAAAAGGAAAGGAUAGGUGAGGACCGAGUUGUUGGUCUCAUUUUUUCGGUAUAUUAAGACCUUAUCGAGAUUGACGCAUGUGUGAGCGCAGGGACUACACAUGAUACGUCUUCUCGUACAAACUCUCGAAAGAUGAGUGUAUGUUUUUCUCCGGUUCUUAUUCUUUAAGUUGAUACGAUAGAU
Molecule: messenger RNA, 3541 nt
Organism: Amoebophrya sp. A25
Lineage: Eukaryota; Dinophyceae; Syndiniales; Amoebophryaceae
Source: the annotation of a GenBank genome assembly